AUGGGUAGAAAAGCGAACCCAAUCCUAGCCAAUGUGGCGAUUUUCGCAGUCGAGCACAUCAUGAUUCGAGCCCUUGCCGCAGCUUCUCUGCUUCUGGUGCGUCCUAACCCCUCUGCCAUCAAUUCUUCUCAAAACUUGCCAUUUCAUGCAACUCAGUACUUUCAAUUUUGAAAAGUAUUCAAACAAACACACAUGAUGUUAUAACAUUGCCAUAUAUCAAAGAAAGCGAGCUUCAGGCCUUGGUGGUGGCUGAAAAUACGACACCGGCACGUGGGUUCACCACCGUGGCGCAGUGCAAAUGCAGCGACAUGGAGGAAUGCGGAGCUACAAUCAAAGCAAAGACCUCAAGAUGCAAAAAGAGGUUCAAAAGCAGGGAAUUAUGACGGAUUAUCCUACUUUUUAGCGAGAAAUGCACGGCGUUCUUGUCUACGAUUGGAGAUGCUGCGAAAAUCAUGCAAUGCUUAGAUAAGGACCACGAGGUUUUAUUUAAUGGGGAUUUCAGAAAAAUAUUUUGAAAACUCUUCGCAAAAGUUCUAAUUUGGUGUCAUCUUUCAAGGUAAUGAACAACCUCGAAGAAUGUGCGAAGAAAAAGCUCAACGGAGAACUCGGGUAUGUGUUUGAGAAGAUGAAAGCUGGAAACUCAGAAGUUCAGAUGUACCAACUCUGAUACUCCGGUCAAUGUUACCAUCCCGCUCAUUCCAGUUAUUGAAGUGCCGUCUCUGGAAGAAUCUGCUGCUGCUGCGGUAAGCAAAAGGACUGUAAGGUUGAAAAGAGGAUACUUAAGGGAUCACAGCAGACUCCGAGCCAGCCGUCUCCUCCGCUGGGUCUUUCCCAGUACCUGAUGUGCGUUGACGAGUGUGCUUUGGACGACAUGGAAGUUGGUCUCCUUUUUCAUCAGAAUAAUUGAAAAAAAUUUCUGAUUAAUUAAUUUGAGGUGAUUCCUGGCCGUAAAAAGAGAAGUCCAGUGAACUGUGCUUUCAAGCUCAAGUGAGUAAAAAAACUUAUUUUUUUAUUGAUUCUAGGAAAAAAACAAAAAAACUAUUAUGUUUUUUUUAUAAAUUUUCAAGAACUUGGAGUUAAAAAGAAAAAAAUUGGCAAAAAAAUGUUUUGAGAAUUAAUUUUUUUCUUCACACGGAAUUUUCCGGUUUUCAAAUUGAACACAAAAAAAUAGUUAAAGAGAAAAAUUAUUGAAGUUUGAAAAAUUAUUGUUCUCAUGAAAAGGGAGAAAAAAAUUCGCCUUUUUUUAGAUAUGACAAUCUUCCAGAAAAAAAUUUUUUUUCAUUCUUCAAGUUCUGCUUGACUUUUUAAUUGAAUCUAACAGGCUUAGAUAAGGACCACGAGGCUUAAUUUAAUGGAAAUUUCAGAAAAAAACACUAUAAAAAAACUUUUUUUGCAAAAGUUUUAACUUGAUAUCAUCUGGUUUGGAAAAAUCUCUAUCAUUUUAUUUUCUGUUUGGUCAAAAUAAGAUCCCCGAAAUGUGACUACACGUGAGAGGAAUUGACCUGAUCGUUCACAAGAUCUUUAAAGAACAACGCCUCACUUUUCUAAUUGCUGAUUGACUGCAAGCAAAGAAAGUCGAUCAAAAACCAUUCUUCCUCUUUCCGCAACCGCGAUAACCAAUCUUUUUCCGCAAAGACCAUAUUUGGCACAGAUGAUCAUAGAUUGCAAUCACUAUGGUUGAUGUCAUUUCAGAUGCGCGCUGACGCCUCCAUCAGACGCCGCAAGAGAAGUGUACGCAGCUUGCGAAAAGGAGGUGACCGGUCGGAUCGAUAUCAGUGACGUCGUCUUUCUUGUUUCAGCUAAAGUACGAUCCGAAGCAAGGAGCCGCCGACUCCUGCCGCUGCCUCCAGCAGGCUGGCGUCAACAUGCAAUGCUCUUGA
This is a messenger RNA of Caenorhabditis auriculariae, 1880 nucleotides long. Lineage: Eukaryota; Metazoa; Nematoda; Chromadorea; Rhabditida; Rhabditidae. The record is from the annotation of a GenBank genome assembly.